Molecule: messenger RNA, 1635 nt
Organism: Platichthys flesus (European flounder)
Lineage: Eukaryota; Metazoa; Chordata; Actinopteri; Pleuronectiformes; Pleuronectidae
Product: lymphocyte activation gene 3 protein-like
Exons: 8
Coding region: 62-1519 (485 amino acids)
Biological process (GO): T cell activation; positive regulation of ERK1 and ERK2 cascade; interleukin-15-mediated signaling pathway
Cellular component (GO): membrane raft; external side of plasma membrane
Molecular function (GO): MHC class II protein binding; protein tyrosine kinase binding
Source: RefSeq, a predicted model, not a curated record
CAUCGAGCAGAGAGAGACACAUUCAAGCAAGUUUUCAGUGAAGCUUAAUUUGAACAGCAAAAUGAUGUCGUUGGAGUGUUUCAUCUUCAUUUUGAUCACUUCUCUUGUGACAGGAGUUCAGUGUGAUAUGACAGAGGUGUUUGCUGAAGUGGGUUCUCUGGCUGUACUACCCUGUCAAUACAGCCCGGGAUCCAAUGUUUCUCCUCGCAUCAUCUGGAGCAAAGCGGACAAAGGCACUGUCUGGAGAAUGGAGACGAGCGGGUUGCAGAUGUGGGGCUCGAGUUGGUCACCGAACGGGAACCAACGCGUACGGUGCCCCCACACUCAGUUUGAAAGAGGCCACUACAGCCUGCAAAUCCUCAGAGUGACGGAGGAGGAUGGAGGAGUUUACUCCUGCAGGGUGGAGCAGGGAGGCCUAGUUGAUGAAACCGUGGUCAUGCUCAGAAUCAUUACAGUGUCCAUCUCUCCACUGGUGGCCAUGUCAGGGAGGGACGUUUCAGUCACUUGUCAGGUGACUCCUGGGUUUGAUGCGUCUGCUGCUGUGCAGUGGAUGUUGAACGACAGUCAAUUUUCACGUCAGACUAGAUUCACCUCAACGGGAGACACGUUCAAAAGCAUCGUGAAGGAAAAGGCAUCCGCGAGGCUGUCGGGGAACUGGACCUGUGUGGUGGGCUACAGGGGCAAAGAAGGCCGGGCUUCAGCAACUCUGACAGUGACAGGAAUCAUCCAACCACCAUCUGACGACACCAAGGUCUACGCUGCUGUGGGAUCUGCAGUCACACUCCCCUGUGUCUUCUCCUCCGGGUUGAUCCCCGAUUUGCCACUCUGGCAGAAACUGCAGCCUGGGUCUCUUAAUAAACGAGCUCCCAGUCGCGUUGCUCCCUCGUUUUCUCCGUCCUCACCGUCCUCUCAGCUUCCCUGGGACAAAUCUACUAGUUUGAAAGAGGUUGACCUGAAGGAUGAGGGCAUGUACAGAUGCUCUGGGACCAUACAGGGACAAAGGCUCGCUCGAAACAUCCAGCUCGUCGUCGCCAAAAUUGACAGCAGCGUCCCGUCAAAGAAGAAGGGCUCCGUGACGCUGACCUGCCACGUGUCCGACACGAGCGAGGUCACUCAAUAUGAAUGGGUUCGUGUGACCUAUGAUCUCAAUGGCACCGAGGCCAUCGGGUCCAUCCACAAGGGGAAGACUCUGAGUAUCAGCCCGUUGUCAGAGGAGAGCUGGGGCACAUGGGCAUGUCGGUUCUCAGGCAGAGACGGCAGUUUAGGAAACAUAACGUACCAUGUUCCAAUGAUGAGUGGUCUGAGUGGACCAAAACCGUCAGGUUUCUCACAGAACACCACUGCUGUGGUCGGGCUCAGUGUUCUCCUCCUCGCCCUGCUGCUGAUUCUGGCUCAGAUGUACAAGAACCACCGAAGGAAGCAAGGCAUCUUUCAGUACCCUGCGAUGGAGACGAUUAUUCAUACCGUCUCCAAUGAGCGGGAGGAGAGAGAGAAGUACCGCGUGAAAGUGUUACCGUAAAGUCUGUCCUCUACAGACAUUGUGUUACACAAGUUUUGAAAUACUUUAUGAGCAGACGUUGUAGCAGAAUUGUUGUCAUUGUUUGAAUAAAUGUGUAAAUGAAAUGUUUUACGUUA